Molecule: messenger RNA, 4693 nt
Organism: Pangasianodon hypophthalmus (striped catfish)
Lineage: Eukaryota; Metazoa; Chordata; Actinopteri; Siluriformes; Pangasiidae
Gene: prlh2r
Product: prolactin releasing hormone 2 receptor
Exons: 2
Coding region: 2980-4095 (371 amino acids)
Biological process (GO): G protein-coupled receptor signaling pathway
Cellular component (GO): plasma membrane; neuron projection
Molecular function (GO): neuropeptide Y receptor activity; neuropeptide binding
Source: RefSeq, a predicted model, not a curated record
ACACCAGCUAAGAUCGAACACAUAAUCCCACCAGUUUAAUUUCAUUGGUUUGGCACGUCAGUGGGCAGAUGAGUUUUAAAGGAGAACUCCACACUCAAACACAUUAAAUACGUUCAUAGUGAAAUAUUUGCGAAGUGUUUGGCUAAUCUUAUGUUGGUUUCUUGGUUGGUGCAGCAUUUUCGUUAUUCCUGUGAGAAGUUAGUGGUUGUGUGCCGUGCUGACGUCACAGGGGGACAUUGCCAGUGCAGUUACAAUAGCAUUUAAUAGGAGAAAAAAAUUCAAUGCUUGUUUUUUCAGACACCAUUUUUCAACAACUACGAAGGUCACGUUUAUGAGAUAUACAACAUAGCAGUGGAGACAGCAAGCGUUCCAUAAUGCAGUGCAGUUACACGACGCAGUUGCAUUGCGUUGACUCAUGGCAGAGCCUCGGCUCAGCUAGUUAGCCAUCUACGUGAUGACAAGCACAAUGACGACGGUAUUAGCGUGAAAGUUGAAGCUUUGGAAGCUUAUCUGUUUGAGCAGGUAGUUCAACAGCAUUGUAACAAACCAUUAACCAAAGUGAAAACAUGUUGAUUUAAAUUUUUCUUCUUCUUCUUAAAGAAGACAGAAGUCAGUAGAAGUCAAUGAAGAAUUUCAUAACAAAUCUUGGACGCCACUGAAGAUUACAAGUUCAGUGUUAAUUAUAAAGAUUAGUAAGGUGGAUUUUGCCUUUAAGGUGUGCUUGUUCUUAAUUAGAAUGAAAGCCUGAAGACACACUGAUCUUUUUUGAAUAAUAUUACACAUAAACUUAACCGUUCCUUUGUAUGACUGUAUCCUGUAAAAUAAUGACCAGUAGAUGUCAGUAGGUUGUUGAGAUUUCUUCCCUGAUCCCUCUGAUGCUUCUUGUUGUUGUUGUUGUUGUUGUUGUUGUUGCCUGACUUGUAAUUCAAUUAGUGGUGCGUGUACAAACAUGUUUACAGCCUAAAAUUACUCUUAGCCCACAGGAGCUAGCUUUUUCUUUUGUUUGUAUUCUGGAAAAUUCUUCCAGAAGCAUAGAAAUAUAACCCUACCUGACCUAGCAUUAUAUCACCUACAAAUAUGACUAAUGAAUAAAAGGACACAGGGGAUAUGACUACAGGAAUAUCUGAUAUUACUGAUGACAUUUCAGUUAAGCAGUAUGGCAUAUAUUAGCCCGGCUCUGAUUCAGUACAACAGUACAGCCCUCUUGCUCGUGCGAUAUUACUUAACUGAAAUGCCAUUCCCAUGAUUGACAGUGUGAUAUUGCUUUUAUAUAACAGUUCUAUAAAAAAAGGACAGAAAUUAAUAUUGAGCAGCUGACAUUUCAGACACAAUAUAGCCAAAUAUUUUGUUUAUUUUUGCCCCAUUAACGAAAACAGUUCCAAACAAGCGACACCUGGAUAGUGCUGCGUGUUGCCAUGCCAACGCACAGACUGACUGACAGCCCAUAAUAAGUGCAGUAACGAUCUCAGUGUACUGAACUAUCGCUAGAAAUGGACUAGCGGAGUAAUACAAACAGUGAAGUGUCCCAGAGCAACUAGUGCUAUUAUUAGACCGGAACUAACUGCUGUAUAAUGUAAUUUGUUUCAUAUUAAUGGAAAUAGUGAAGUGAAAAAGUUAUGGUGCGUUCAAGUCAUGUCGGAAAGCUCGUAUUUACGAGUUGAACGCACAUGAACGCCACCACAAAGUCGUAACUACGAGUGAGAUUUUGUCUGAGCUCCGAGUUUCCGAGUUGGGAUGUUGUGUCAGUAAGAAAACAUUGUGGAAUCAAAGGAUGUAAUGUCUGUAGAUUACGGUAAAUUAGUUGAAAUUGACUGGGUAUGUAGCAGUGAUAUGUCUUUGUCAGGCUUUUUUAUUUACAAUAAAACAAGCUAACUGCCUGCACAAAAUACUAUAGCAGUACAAUUACGGUAUAAUAGCUAUGUAACAAUAAAGUUUACAGUGGCUUCAUAAAUUGAUUAAAAACAUAAAAACACAGCUGAUGCGCAUCUUUGUUCUUCAUUUUCUAGAAGUUGAGUUUUACCUUGCUGUAUUUUUUGUAGCUAAUUAAGAGAAGGUUCACCGCCAUCUUGCUCCGAACAAAGUGACUUGAACUCACCUGACGUCGUAAUUCCCAGCUCGAAAUUUAAGUUAGCGUAUAUAUGAAGUUUUACGGUAACCAUCAUGCGGUUAUUUUAGUUCAGCUGUAGACACUCUGAAAGUUCUCUCUCACACACACACACACAUACACAGAGUUUCUUAUUAACUACUAUAUGUAACAUGUUUACUAGAAUGAGACAUUUAUUUUAAACAAGUUUCUUCAACGAACAUCUCAGUUAUGUGGGCUAAUUUACAAUACAAUGGACUAUUUAUUGAUGGUAAGAAUUCUGUUGCUCUUUAACAUGAAAUCAGUUUUUUUGAUGGAAGGAAUAGAAGAAAAGCUCAAUUACAAUAGAAAAAACAAACAGUACUAUUCUUUCAAAGGAUAUUCCAUUGAAAACGUACGAGUUUUACACUUGUAUAUAAGUAUAGUUAGUAUGAAUGUGCAGUGAUGCUAUAGACUGUAGGUUAUUUACAGUAAUGUUUACGACAUCUGGCUGUAAUAUAUAAUAGAAAUAAGGUGGUGAUGGCGGAGGCUGGUCCUCUCUCACUUCCAGCGCAGUGACGUGGAGAGUAGAGAAGGAGUGUGUGUGUGUGUGUGUGUGUGUGUGUGUGUGUGUGUGUGUGUGUGUGUGUGGGUGUGUGUGUGUGUGUGUGUGCUGGCCAUCCUCCAGUCUGCUGUGGAGCGACAGGAAGACGAGAGCAGCUUCAGGUGAAAGACUGAAAAUCUUCACAGACAAAAACGACUGAUAUUCUCAUGUAGAGCUCUGACCAUCCUUUUAUUUUUAUUGAAAUCUAAAAACUAAAUAAAGUGGUGUUUUACAGUGAACUUAUGUUUGGAUCAUCUACUGCCUACUUGAGAUGUGAUCAACUCGACAAAGGAAGGUGAAAGCUGUGGUGAACAUGGACUCCCUCCUGAAUGGAACCUGGGAGAACACCACUUUCAAUGUAUCUCCUCCAUCUGUCUCCUCUUUCAACGGACUGAACCUUCUGAUGGAACUAAAGAUGCUGUUUGUCCCUCUCUACGCCGUACUAGUCCUAGUAGCCUGCUGUGGAAACCUCUUCCUCCUCUUCCUCAUCGGGUUUAACAAGAAGCUUCACAGCACAACAAACUUCCUGAUUGGAAACUUGGCCCUGGCCGAUUUGGUGAUGUGUCUUUUCUGUGUGCCCCUGACUGUAUUUUAUGCCUUCGAUGAGCGUGGUUGGGUUUUUGGGAAUUUCAUGUGCCGUUUUGUCUCGCUUAUGCAGACUGCGACUGUCUUUGCGGCGGUCCUGUCUCUGACGGCCAUAGCAGUGGACCGUUACAUUGUGGUUGCUUAUCCGAUUCGUCGACGUAUAGGGCGCCAUUUGUGUACUGGCCUGGUGCUAAGCAUAUGGCUCUGUGCCCUGGUAAUGUCCAUCCCUGCUACCGUACACACUGUGUAUUUGGAUCUGAGCGCUGCUGGUCAUCACAUGGCCGUGUGUGAGGAGUUCUGGCAAGAGCAGGAGCUUGGUCGGCUCAUCUACUCGUGCUUCUUUCUGCUCCUCUCCUAUUUUGUUCCUCUCGCAGCUGUGUCUAUAUCCUACUGUGCCAUUUCGUGCCACCUCCAGCACAGGGCUACACAGGGACUUAUAGCUGCCAUUCCCUCCAAUCAGGAGAAAUGGGGCCGCAAGAGGCGCAAGACCUUCCGCCUGCUGCUUAUAUCAGUGCUGUGUUUUGCAUUCUCCUGGCUCCCCUUGCAGGUGGUCAACCUCAUCCGUGACCUGGACACUGACUUUGUUAUCUUGAGCAAGAGUCAUGUCAAUGUGAUCCAGGUUUCAUGCCAUUUGUUAGCCAUGAGCUCUGCAUGCUUUAACCCUUUUAUCUAUGCUUCUCUGCAUGACAAGUUUUUGUCCUACUUGUGCCGCCACAUGUUCCAGAGGCGCAGACAAUCUCAGGCCCAAAGCAGCUCCACCACCUCCAGCCGCUUACCUCGCCAACACACCAGCUCCACCCUGGCUGGUAUUCCCAUGGCUGUGAGCAAGACACUACAAGAAUGAAUUUAGUCAGUCACUUUAGCCAUCAACAUUAUGCGUUCUUAGAAAUGGUACUGCACCUUAACAAGUCACCACCAUGUUUAUGUAAAUGUGUACUGCAUAAGGCACUGUAGGGUGGAUUGUAUAUGUUGUAUAUAUGGAUGCUCUGCAAAGCCUGCUGAACAUAGUCUCAAAAUAGUAGUAGUAAAUAGUAAUAGUUAGCUGCCUGCUAUAUGUUAUUAACACAUAAAGUAAUGCUGUGACUGUUUAAUAACACAGUGCUGUACUUUUUUGUUCACGUUUCAUUUGCCUGGCCAUUUUGUCUUGUUACAAACUGUAAUGUGUGUACAGGUGGUUGUAAUAUGGAAUUGUUUUAUGCAUGUAUUGUGAAUAUAUUGCAUUGAAUUUGUAAAUUUUGUACUAAAUCAGGAUAUAUGUACAUAUAAAACAUACAUACAGUAUACCUGCAUAUAUUGCGUCAUUUAGAUUUCCUUCUUCCUUUACAGAAAAAUGUGAAGAAUAAACACAUAAAAAUUUUCCACUGAAGAAAAUGUACCUUGAACCCAGCUUCACUUUAUAGUAUGGUUGAGUAAAACCAAAAGAAUGAUGUGUAAUUACUUCA